GCUCGCUUCCUGCCGCCCCACCGCCGUGUGCGUGUUGUGUGAGUGAGACGUGGUGAGAUCUGUGCAAGAACUCGGCCUGUCCUGUUGGGUUGCGUGUGGGAAUGUGUGCUAGCUUCACCUGUAGCGCUGUUAGUUGUAAUGUAGUUAGUUAGUCUAUAUUUUAUUUUUGUAAAUAUACACCAGCAAUUUCGUUGCAAAAACGAAUCUGCAGGCCGUAGUUUUACCCUGUGUUUUGGUUUGCAGACCCAGGACAUAUGCUAAGCUGCUAAGCAGUUAGCUAGCUAUUCCUUGCGCUUUGCUUGGCUAAUUCUUGCUGUGAGUGAGAGGUGCAGGAUCUGCCUCAUUCUGAAGAUGUCCACGAGCUGCCCGAAGAGCACGAGCCAGGCCAUCCCGGCCACCAGGCGCGUGGCCAUCAGUGACCCCGCGCACAUGCCGCACGAGUACUGCAGCACCCCCGGGGGGACCCUGUUCAGCACCACGCCCGGAGGCACCCGUAUAAUCUAUGAUCGGAAGUUUCUGCUGGGCUGUCGCACGUCCCCAUUGGCCAGAACCCCGCCCCGCCAUCUCCCAGACAUUCCAGGGGUCACCAGCCCCUCCGCCAAUCACAUCAACAACGACAAGACCCCCCCCAGCAACCACAGCCCCCCCGCCGAGAAGAGCGCAGGGGAUGACGCUCAGUUUGAAAUGGACAUCUGACCCGGAUAACAGACACACCAAGAUGAUGAUGAUGAUUUUGGCAACAAUGAAGAUUAUUAAAGAGGAAGAUUUUCUGGGAGGCGGAGCUUGUGGUUCUGAACACGCCCCCUCCCUGCACCCACAGCCACACCUCUCCCUCAGCCUGGUCCACCUCACAGCUCCCCCCUUCCCCCAUCUGCUGCUGUCAGGAAGCAGAGAUGCACACCCCCCCGCCCCCC
Molecule: messenger RNA, 914 nt
Organism: Megalops cyprinoides (Indo-Pacific tarpon)
Lineage: Eukaryota; Metazoa; Chordata; Actinopteri; Elopiformes; Megalopidae
Product: eukaryotic translation initiation factor 4E-binding protein 2-like
Exons: 3
Coding region: 352-696 (114 amino acids)
Biological process (GO): negative regulation of translational initiation
Cellular component (GO): cytoplasm
Molecular function (GO): eukaryotic initiation factor 4E binding
Source: RefSeq, a predicted model, not a curated record